AUGUCUAAUAAAAAACAUACAGGUGGAAAGCCAAGACAUAAUCUUACAGAACAUAUACUUAUUACAAAUGAAUAUGUUAAUCCAGAAAAACCUAGUGAUAAAUGGUGUUUGUGUCGAUAUUGUGAUAAUAUUGGCGACGAAAUAAAAAUUGUUAAUAGAUGGAAAUUACAAGAAUAUAACUUCACAAAAGAAUCACGAAAAACAAUAAAAAAAAGAAAAAGUUCUGAGUUACAAGAUGAAAAAUCAUAUACAGAUAUCGAUAAUGCACAUUAUAUAGCUCGUAUACUUACUUAUAAAGAACAAACUCAAUUUGAAAAGCAUAUUCUUAAUAUAAUUGUCGAAAAUG
This is a messenger RNA of Dentiscutata heterogama, 346 nucleotides long. The record is from the annotation of a GenBank genome assembly. NCBI's taxonomy places the organism in Eukaryota, Fungi, Glomeromycota, Glomeromycetes, Diversisporales, Gigasporaceae.